GCUGCAGUCGCGAGGAAAUGGACGACGCUCUCGUGAUGUUCGGGUCGUGUCUUUGGGACGAGGGGACGCGGGCGUGAUAUUUGAGUCGUUUUCUCUUGCGAGGGGACUUCGGCUGUCGUUGGUCGAGUACGCAGCCCCGACGCGUGGACUUCUUCACGCUGGGUUUCCACUCUUUCCUCUCACGGCAGAGAUGCAGUCCAGCUGGGACUGGAGCCAAGCCACAUUUGUGAGCCCUUUCAUGGCAUGGCAGGGGGGUGAAUGUGACCCCUAGAAGACACCAUGUGAUCCGGCAGGAGCCCGAGAGUGCUGAGAUACCACAAGAGUCCCGGUCCUGCCUUAGGUCUGCUUAGGUCAGACCGCUCACUGCUCAGUCUUGAUCGUGUUGUUUUUUGUUUUGUUUAUUUGUUUUGUUUUCGUGUGUGUGUGUGUGUGUGUGUGUGUGUGUGUGUGUUUUUGUGUGUGUUUUUUACAAAAUUUUCUUUAAACGUUUUGCGUACACUUUAAACACAUGGGAUGUGUGUGUGAGUGAGCAGACGCGCGUUUGGCUUUGGGCUCUGACCACGGCGUGCGCGAGUGCGCGCCGUACGGCAGCUCCGGUCCAGCCAUGCGGCCCAAAACCUUCCCCGCCGCACCGUAUAUGGGCAACACCCGGCAGCGCCUCCAGGAGAUCAAGGAAGGGUUGAAGCAGCCGGCCAAGCUCGUGAGCCAGGCGCUCCACGGGGGCAGUGGGCGGGGCGAUGGAGGCAGAGACAAUAAGGGUAAAGACCAGGCCGGGCAGCAGCAGCAGCUUCGCCAGCCUCAGAAGUUCAACUACCACCAGAGUGCCCUGCGGGAGAUCCGCAAGUCCCUCAUGCCCUUUGCCAAUGACUCGGGACCGCCAUCGAGCACGGCGCACCCCAGCGGAGACGUCAACCGACAGAUGCUGCAAGAGCUAGUCAAAGCCGGAUGCGAUCAGGAAAUGGCCAUGCGUGCACUGAAACAGACUGGCAGCCGUAACAUAGAGGCAGCGCUGGACUACAUCAGUAAGAUGGGCUAUCUGGACCCCCGCAAUGAGCAGAUUGUACGCGUCAUCAAACAAACUUCGCCAGGCAAAGGUGUAGGGCCAGCAUCAGUGGACCAUCGACCAGCCAUGGAGGCCUCCAGUGAAGGUGCUAGGCCUCCUUACCACCAGAUGGGUGCGCCGCUGUACGAGGGGGCUGGCUAUGGACCAGAGGGAGAAAUGGCACGUCCCUACAUGGCUGGCCCUCCGGUUAUGAACUACAUGAUGCCACCAACCAGCUCAACUCAGGGUCCGGCGAUGGGGAACCCCAUGGCCCGGCCUCACAGCCUGGGCGCUUAUCCUCCGGGUAUGGCUCCUCAGAAUGCCCAAGGGACCCCCAUGUACCCCCCAGGUCCUGCACAGCAGAAGGGGUAUGCAGGAGCCAUGGAGCAAGCCAUAAUGGGCUACGGUGUGCCUGGUCCGCCCAUGCAGCUCCAGUCGCAACCACCAGGGGGCCCCGGUCCCCAUUAUGACUACAGACCUCACAUAAUGGAGCCUUCUUCCUACAGUAUCAAACGGAGUGCCUCCUUCCAGAAUAAGAUGCCCCCUCUGACCCCAGACAACUAUGUCAAUAUGCAAGGCAAAGGGGUGAUGGGUCAGAAUGGUGGUGGCUACCCCCCAAACCUUUAUCUACCGCCCCACUCGCACCCACGUCAGGCCAGCCCCACCUCACACCAGGUCCACAUGAUGUCGCGCUCGCCUGGAGGAGCGGCGGCUAUGGGUGCGGAGUUCUCCGAUAUCCCACAAGGCCUCCUCACGCCCUCCAGGGCCAGCCUCAACCUCGACCUGUACGAGCACCACUGGGCAGGUGCUCAGGGGCCAGAGGCCACGCCCCCUGCCAGGCAGGCCCAGGGGCCCUUCAGAGGGGAGGUGCGGGUUCCCAGCAGAACCAAUUCUUUCAACAACCAUCAGAAGGUGAACGUCAGGCAGGCGAUGCCUCCGGCGACCGGCGUCCCUGGUAAGCAGGAGCCCGGCAUGGGCCCACCCAAUACGAUCACGGCUGUCACGUCUCCCCCUAUCCAGCAGCCGGUUAAGAGCAUGAGGGUCAUGAGGCCGGAGCCCAAAACGGCAGUGGGGCCAUGUCACCCCGGUUGGUUGGCGGCGCAGACGCAGGACGCCCCGGAGCCCCACGGGUACUCGCCCGAUGAAGGCUUUACCCUGGAUCCAACCCAGGAGACCCGAUGUCCACCGCCGCCUUACCCCAAAACGCUGCUCGUGUCUGGAGCCACCGGCGGACCAGAACCCGCACCUUUAGACGCUGGAAGCGUAGCCGGAGCGCCGGAGCACAGCACCACCUGCAGGCCUGGCCCGGGUGGUGUAGCCGGAAAACAGGAGGAGCCAGUAGCCAAGGGCAAAGCCAAGUCAGGCAAGGUGGAGAAAGCCGUGAAAGACAAGAAGCAGAUUCAGACGUCGCCGGUGCCGGUGCGCAAGAACGCCCGCGACGAGGAGAAGAGGGAGUCUCGCAUCAAGAGCUACUCUCCCUUCGCUUUCAAAUUCUACAUGGAGCAGCAUGUGGAGAACGUCAUGAAGACCUACCAGCAGAAAGUCAACCGCAGACUUCAGCUGGAACAGGAGAUGUCGAAGGCUGGUCUGUCGGAAGCAGAGCAGGAGCAGAUGCGGAAAAUGCUAAACCAGAAGGAAUCGAACUACAACCGGCUGCGCCGCGCCAAGAUGGACAAGUCCAUGUUUGUGAAGAUCAAAACGCUCGGGAUUGGCGCCUUCGGGGAGGUGUGUCUGACCCGUAAGGUGGACACGGGAGCUCUGUACGCCAUGAAGACCCUCCGGAAGAAAGACGUCCUGAACCGCAACCAGGUGGCCCACGUGAAAGCGGAACGGGACAUCCUAGCCGAGGCGGACAACGAGUGGGUGGUCCGGCUGUACUACUCCUUUCAGGACCGGGACAGCCUGUAUUUUGUGAUGGACUACAUUCCCGGAGGGGACAUGAUGAGUCUCCUGAUCCGGAUGGGGGUCUUCCCUGAGCCGUUGGCCCGGUUCUACGUGGCGGAGCUCACUCUGGCCAUCGAGAGCGUUCAUAAGAUGGGGUUCAUCCACAGGGACAUCAAGCCCGACAACAUCCUGAUCGACCUGGACGGGCACAUCAAGCUGACUGACUUUGGCCUGUGCACAGGCUUUCGGUGGACGCACAACUCCAAGUAUUACCAGAAAGGGAAUCACAUCCGGCAGGACAGCAUGGAUCCAAGUGAUUUGUGGGACGACGUGUCUAACUGUCGCUGUGGCGACCGGUUGAUUACGUUGGAACAGCGGGCGGCACGCCAACACCAGCGCUGCCUUGCGCACUCGCUGGUGGGCACGCCCAACUACAUCGCCCCGGAAGUGCUACUACGGAAAGGAUACACCCAGCUGUGCGACUGGUGGAGUGUGGGAGUCAUUCUGUUUGAGAUGUUGGUGGGCCAGCCCCCUUUUCUCGCUGCUACCCCAACGGAGACGCAGAUCAAGGUGAUCAACUGGGAGAGCACGCUGCAGGUGCCCCCGCAGGUGAAGCUGAGCUCCGAGGCCGUGCACAUCAUUGCUCAUCUCUGCUGCUCGGCGGAAGAGCGCCUCGGGGGCAAUGGUGCGGGAGAGAUCAAGGCCCACCCUUUCUUCGCCCAGGUGGACUUCUCCAGCAACCUCCGCACCCAGCCUGCCCCCUACCGGCCCAAGAUCGCCCACCCCAUGGACACCUCCAACUUUGACCCCGUGGAGGAGGAGGGGGCGCCGGGGGCGUGGAGCGACAGUGGAGACAGUGCCCGAGCGUGGGACGCCCUCUGCUCGCCACACAGCAAGCACCCUGAGCACGCCUUCUACGAGUUCACCUUCCGCAGGUUCUUCGACGACAACGGCUGUCCGUUCCGUUACCCAAAGUCCCCCGAAGAGCUGCAGGGAGCUUCAGGCAGCAGUGGGGCGCGUGGUGCAGGCCCCGACGAAGAAGAGGAGCGCGAGGAAGACGACGAGGAAGAGCAAGGUGAGGGGUGCGAGCCCGUGUACGUGUGAGGCACGAGGCGUGCGUCCACGAGCUUCGGCAGUGCCACCUGGUGUAGACUUGGUGAAACUACAGCUCACCAGGCCAUCCUAGGAGGAUAACUAGGAGAUGGACAUGGAAAAAUGCAGAAUGACGCAGUGUGGAAUGCGUUUUACUUCUGCAGGAUCUUUUUUGACUUGUUCGAGGACACGUACGUCUGUUUGGAACUGCACUCUGGGACCAAGAAAGCGCGUUGGACAUGUGUAAGGACACGGAUUCGUUAAGAGUGACUUCCAGAGAUAGCGGAGUUGUGCUAUCCACGCACCGCAUGGCGCUCCGUUCUCUCGGAUUACUGGGUCCCGUUCCCUAAAUCUCUGGCCACGUGGUGGGGGGCUGCACCGGCUCCGGUGGGACGCGGGAUUCCUCCGUUGCCCAGUUGAUGCUAGCCUGGUCGUUCUUAAUUCCAGAGGAGACGCAGCGAUGCCCUGAGCUGGUGGUGCUUUCUGGGAGAUCUGCCUGUCAUGUGACCCAGACAGUUUCAUCAAAAUCCUUACAUCCUGUUUAACCUGAAACCAUAGCCAUGAAUAUAAAAUACGGUUCCCACUGCAGAGUUUUGUUCUGUAACAGCACAGAGUAGUGGCUCUUCUUUUUUUUUUUUUUUUUUUUUUUUUUUUUAAGCCAAAAUAUUUCUACAUUUUUUUUCAUUCUAAAGGGCUCAUUCUUGCCUUCUAAUUCCAGGAGAAUCAGUACACAUGCAUUAAGACAAGAUAAGGCUCAGGUUCUUUUUUGCAUAUAAAGUUAAUCUGAAUUGAAGCGGUCGUAAUGCAGAUGCUUGAUGGGUCUGAAUGCCCAUCGGCAGUAGUACUGCCAUCGCAUUGACACAACGUUGGCAAUUGAGUGCAUAUGUUAUCAUAACAGGUCGAGAGGUGUUCUUGCCCCCGAACCUGUCAAAGCCGUAAUCUACACUUUCCAGAAGUUUUUUGCUUGCUUCACGUAUGUGCUGCAUAUUCAGAGCCUGUUCAUUUAUCUGCAUCACAGACCUGUUAUGAGAUUGUGUAACUUGCUAAUUUAGAAUUAGUUCCGUGUCUGUGUUGGCUUUUCACCAAAAGAGAGGUCGUCGUUGCUUUCAAGAAUCCAGCGUGUAUUACUCCCGAGCAUAAGAGAACCUGAUCCUUCCCCAGUGAUGCAAUAACAGCGUGUGGGCGGAUCUGGACACAAUCUUAAGUAAAUAAUGGAUGAAAAGUAUUUUUGUUGUUGAAAUAUUUUAUCUAAAUUAAUAAAUUGAAUAAGGAUGUCUUAAAAUCAUGGAGGUUAUUUUUCACCUGUUAACUUCAUGAAGAUCCACUGGGAAUACUUACGCAAAACUGUUAGCCAGUUCAACAUGUGGAGUACCCAAUGUUGGCAGGCCUGAAGUGAACUGUGCCAUUGUAUCACACGUCCACUACACAGUAUUAUAGUCAGUCUUUGACUGAAGUGCAUGCAGUAGUGAAAAGCGUUUGGAGAGCCGUGCAAAGAGGACGAUGAAGCUUAACGUGUGUGUGAUGGUAUGGUUAUGUGCAAUACAGAAAAUACAUGAUAGAUUUCUAAUCACACAAAUAGCUUCUUUUUUUUUUUUCACCUUAAUACUGAGAUACACUAUGUAAAAGUAAAUAUAUUAGUUUUUGUAUUUUCAAUAUCGUUACCUGACCCAAUGCUGCUCAUUGUUAUUGAUGUUACGUUAUCAUACUUUUCAUAUAUGCUUUUCAAUUUUUUGCCUUUUUUUUUUUUUUUUUUUUGUAAAAAGUGUGGUAUUGGUUGACGGUGUGAUUGACGUGGGACGUGACGAACUGUGUGCCUUGUAAUGAAUGUGUGGGUGUGUCCACCACAUGCUGAUCAGUAUUUGAGGAGAUGGAAGCGCAUGGUCCCCCUUCGUUCAGGCUGGCCCUGAGUGUCCGGGAGAAGGUGCUGUGAAGUGAGGGCGGAACGAGAUUUGAAAAUGAAACAUCCAAACGUUGAAGGAGACUUAAUGAUCGCGAGGUGUGGUAAUGAAUUACAAAUAUUAUGUGCUUGUGUUUUAAUCUUGUGUGAGCUGAUGUGGCUGUGGUUGUAUUAAAUUUUAUUAAUAUUGUUCAUUUGAUGAUUGACGUUUGUGCUACAAGAAUUUGCAGUGAGUAACUGUUCAACAUGCCAAAAUUAACUUUGAAAAUUGACAAUCAUUGAUGUUCACUAUUUCACUGAAUCAAACCCAGCAUUUGUCUACAUUUACUGAACCUUCCCAGGGCAACUGAUUGGAAGAGCUUAAAUCUACAAUCCGUGAUGACCUCUUGCAUGUAGUCAAGAGACAAUCACAUCUUAAAUUAAAAUAAGUUUAGAUUAAAGGUGUAGUGACAAUUUACAGUAAAAUGUCUUAAGCUAAUAUUGGAAGUUUAUGGCAUCAUCUCCUGAUGAGGUUAAUUGGUAAGCUUUAAAAACCUGAAGUGCUCAACAGAGUUUGACCGCAAGUGGGGGCAGAGGUUCUGCUAACCCAUAUUCAUCACAAUGGACCACUCAGUGAAGUUUUACUAGAAAGUCCCCAUAGAGUCAGGUUAAGAGGUCAUAUGUUUUGUUUGUUUGUUUGUUUUUGUUUGUUUGUUGUGGUUUUGGAUGGAUCUUUUGUAUUUUACUUUUGAAAGUGCUGACUGACAAUCUUUGAUUGACUAUAAUGUAAACCAUAACGGGAUUUGGUGUGCUUUUUUUUGUUUGUUUGUUUUUUGUAUUUCAGUGCUUGGUUGGGGUGGGACUUCUUUUUGUGAUUUUCCUUAAUGUAUUAUAUA
Messenger RNA from Electrophorus electricus (electric eel), 6790 nucleotides. It is a transcript of the gene lats2, whose product is annotated as large tumor suppressor kinase 2. Gene Ontology annotation, biological process: regulation of organ growth; peptidyl-serine phosphorylation; positive regulation of apoptotic process. The record is from RefSeq and is a predicted model, not a curated record. Lineage: Eukaryota; Metazoa; Chordata; Actinopteri; Gymnotiformes; Gymnotidae. Gene Ontology annotation, molecular function: ATP binding; protein serine/threonine kinase activity; protein binding. Gene Ontology annotation, cellular component: spindle pole; nucleus.